AUGAGUGAAUCAUCAAAUUCAAAUCAAAAUGAAGCUGCUGCUGCUGCUGCUGCUGCUGCUGCUGCUCAAGCUCAUUAUACUAGUUCAUUACACAAUUCAAUUUAUCAUCAAUAUCAACAACAACAGCCAAUAACUCAACAAUCUUUACAACAACAACAACCUUCUAUUCAUCAUCAAUAUCAACAACAUCUUCAACAACCAACUACUCAACAAUAUUCAUUAAAUAAUUUAGGUUCAAGUACCCCAAACAAUACAGUUACAAAUAAUAAUAAUAUAAUUAAUAAUAAUAAUGGUGCUAAUUCAUAUCAUCAACCACCUGUUCAGCAUCAAUUACAUCAUCAACAUCCUUUACCAAACAUGUAUCUACAACCAAUAAAUACUCCAAUACCUCAACAACAACAGCAACAACAAGCUUAUCAAUUACAACCCCAACCCCAACAACAAUAUCAAUUGGCUCAUCAUCAACCACAGAAUAUGUUACAAAUGCAAGAUAGUAUGCAUCAUUUAACUUCGCAUACUCCUCAACCAAAUCAACAACAACAACAACAACAACAACAACAACAGCAGCAGCAAAUUGGUCAACCAAUUUUGCAUCAUCAUUUACCACAAACUACAAUUCAAUCUCAUCAUCAAACUCCACAACCAACUCCUCCACAACAUCAUCAACAACAACCCAUUCAUUCUCAAAUUCAUUCACAAUUAGCUUUUCAAAUACCAUCUGAACAAGGAACACCUCAACCUCAACAAAAUCAAUUACAACAACAUCAAAUCCCAAUCCAUCAUCAACCACUCCCACAUCAUCCAAAUCAAAGAAAAAUAAAGAAUGAAAAUGAUUCUGUUGCAUCACAUACUUCAAAUUCUUCUAUAGACAUGAUACCAUCUCGAGCCCAGUCAACAGAUAUAGAAGGUGGUUCAAAUAGAAAAGUUGCACCAAGAUCUUCCGUUUUGUUUAGAGUUGGUCCUCCAUUUAGUAUGACAAAACAACAUAAUACAGUUUAUUGUUCAUUAAAUGAUUUGCCUGUACUACCGAUUUUACAUUCAAGAGUUGAUAGAGGUUUUGAAGUUGGUGAACAAGGUGCAUGGAUUGGUUAUAAACGUAAUUACUUCACCUUGGUUUCAUCUUUUACUUUACAAGAUUUUAAUUUUGAUAGAUUUAUUCAGAAUAAAUUUUAUGUUUAUGACAAAAAUUCAUCAUCUUCAUUAAAUGGUGGCUAUUCAAAUGGUCAGCAUCAUCCACAUCAUCCAAACAAUGCCCAACAAAGAGUUGAAAUUAGUUAUUUUGCAAUUAGAUUAGUUGCUAAAUGUUCGGAUGAUGAUGUUGCAAUAUCUUUAAUUCAACAUACUGCUAAAAGAGAUAAAGGUCCACAAUUUCCACCACCAAUUUAUCCAGCUGUUCCAGGAGAUUUACCAGAUCAUGAAACUGUUAAAGCAAGUUGUAAUAAACGUAAUGGUAAUAAAAUUGAAUCAAUGAAUAAAAUUUUUUAUUUUGAUCGUAAUGAAUAUUUUAAUGAUUAUAAUGCAGCACAAAAGAAGGAAUUAUCAAUUUUAAAACAUUAUCCAAGUGAUUCAAUUAGUAGAGUUGCAAGAUUUGAAAGAAUUCAAUUUACAAGUUCAAUUAGAGUAAAAUCAACAAGUACUACUGCAAGAUAUUUUACAUUACAUGUUGAAUUAUUGGGUAUAAUUGAAGAUGAUAAUCAACAAAUUCAACCUAUCUUAUUAGCUUCAAGUGAAUCACCUCCAUUAAUUAUAAGAGGCAGAUCUCCAUCAUCAUAUCAUAAAGAUAGAACAAGUGGUUAUAGACCUCCACAAAGUACAACUCCACAAAGUCAUUAA
Molecule: messenger RNA, 1833 nt
Organism: Insectozyma verbasci
Lineage: Eukaryota; Fungi; Ascomycota; Pichiomycetes; Serinales; Debaryomycetaceae
Source: the annotation of a GenBank genome assembly